Molecule: messenger RNA, 1404 nt
Organism: Cucumis melo (muskmelon)
Lineage: Eukaryota; Viridiplantae; Streptophyta; Magnoliopsida; Cucurbitales; Cucurbitaceae
Product: ethylene-responsive transcription factor ERF110
Exons: 2
Coding region: 237-1178 (313 amino acids)
Biological process (GO): ethylene-activated signaling pathway; regulation of DNA-templated transcription
Molecular function (GO): DNA-binding transcription factor activity; DNA binding
Source: RefSeq, a predicted model, not a curated record
AAAAACAUAAAUAUAUAAAUAAUGUAGGUGUGAAACCACUUCAAGAAUAUUGGUCGGUCAUACCCUGUUGAGGCCAAUUCGCUAAAUUUUUAGUUCCAAUACAUAAAAUAUAAACCUUCCAAUUCCAAAUCCCUUUCCCACUAUUUCAAUGGCGGCUACAAGCACGUUUCAAAAAUUAUAUAAAUUUAUAAAUACCCUUUAAUUCAUCAAACUCAGAUCUUCAUCUUUUUGAUUUCAUGUGCUAUUUGAAGGUGGCGAACCAGGGUGGCGGAGAUGGAGACGGCGACGGAGAUGAGCUCGAGGGGAUGCUCUCUUCGUCUGCUGGGGAGUUAAUGGCUAUGGUUUCGGCUUUGACUCGUGUAAUUUCCGGCGGCUCUGCUGCUCCGGCGACGGUGGGGGGUUGUAGGAAAAGGGGGAGGGAAGAAGAAGGAGAAAGUAGAAUAAUGUGGGAAAGGGGGGUUGGGAGAGGGAAUAGAGGUGGAAUUGUGGACUCCACAGCAAUGCAGAGUUUUUCCAUGCCCUCCCCUCCAAUUUUUCUAAAAGAAGGAGGUUCAAGUUCAAGCAACUCCAUCUCCAUCAUGACAGCGCCAACAACGGCACCAACAAUGACAGCAACAUUUUCCGGCGAGAACAGAAUAAGAAGAAGAUACAGAGGAGUAAGACAGAGGCCAUGGGGAAAAUGGGCCGCCGAAAUUCGCGACCCCCAGAAAGCCGCUCGAGUUUGGCUUGGCACUUUCGAUACUGCUGAGGCCGCCGCUCGAGCCUACGACGGCGCCGCCUUGCGCUUCCGAGGGAGUAAAGCCAAGCUCAACUUCCCUGAACUUGUCUCUGUUUUUCCACCGUCGUCUUUGCAGUCAGCCACCCAUUUGGCGUCGUCUCCUGUGGUGGUACCGCCGCAAGAUGCCGUCGGGAACUAUCUACAAUAUUCUCAUAUGUUUCCGAACUCUCGCGAGACCUCUAGCCAGGCGGUGCCGGCGUUUGAGAGGAUGCUCUGUAAUUCGACAUCAGUGAAUCCAUCCCCUUUGGUUUCAUCUUCUGGCGUUUCGAAUUUUCCUUUUCCAUUUUCUCUGCAACAACUUAGACAUUACGGGCCACCGGAAAACCAGAGCCAAGGCGGCGGAGGUUCUUCGAUGCCGUCUUCGACAGGAUUCAGCUAUCGUCCUCCGGCGAGCGGUUGAUGGUUUAUGAUUGGACAGCUGAAAUCUUGCCUUUAAGAUUUGACAGUUAUUUAAUAUUUUAAAAGAUAUAUACACAUAAGAAUGUCAACUGCUAUUAUUCUUUAAAAAUUUUAUGUUAAGAAAAGCAUUUGUUUUAAAGUUGUUAAUUUACGUGAAUGUAAUAAAAAUAAAAAGUAUUUACGGCGUGAAUAAAAAAAAAUAAAAAUUUAUAAAGUCUAUAAAUUUU